Messenger RNA from Acanthochromis polyacanthus (spiny chromis), 1651 nucleotides. RefSeq names its product enolase 3, (beta, muscle) (gene eno3). Gene Ontology annotation, biological process: glycolytic process. The transcript is spliced from 14 exons. Bases 143 to 1471 code for a protein of 442 amino acids. Gene Ontology annotation, cellular component: phosphopyruvate hydratase complex. Gene Ontology annotation, molecular function: magnesium ion binding; phosphopyruvate hydratase activity. Lineage: Eukaryota; Metazoa; Chordata; Actinopteri; Pomacentridae. The record is from RefSeq and is a predicted model, not a curated record.
GUCUAUAAAAACGCCGUCGGCUGACAGUCGGACACUUUCCACGUCAGUUGGACGGUCGGCCGGACGGACGGACAGACGGACAGACGGACAGACGGACAGACGGACAGACGGACAGACUCUCCUGUAUCAGCCCUCAGUCAGGAUGUCCAUCACUAAGAUUCAUGCUCGGGAGAUUCUGGACUCCAGAGGAAACCCCACAGUGGAGGUGGACCUGUGGACGGCCAAGGGCCUCUUUAGGGCUGCCGUCCCCAGCGGAGCCUCCACCGGAGUCCACGAGGCCCUGGAGCUCCGUGAUGGAGACAAGAGCCGCUACCUGGGCAAAGGAACCAUCAAGGCUGUGGAGCACGUCAACAAGGACAUCGCUCCCAAGCUGAUCGAGAAGAACUUCAGCAUUGUCGAGCAGGAGAAGAUCGACAAGUUCAUGCUGGAGCUGGACGGAACUGAGAACAAAUCUCAGUUCGGUGCUAACGCCAUCCUUGGAGUGUCGCUGGCUGUCUGUAAAGCCGGAGCAGCAGAGAAGGGAGUUCCUCUUUACCGUCACAUUGCUGAUCUCGCCGGACAUAAAGACGUCAUCCUGCCUGUUCCAGCCUUCAACGUGAUCAACGGAGGUAGCCACGCUGGCAAUAAGCUGGCCAUGCAGGAGUUCAUGAUCCUGCCGGUUGGAGCCGCCAACUUCCACGAAGCCAUGAGGAUCGGAGCCGAGUGCUGUCGCUGUCUAUGUGUUCAGGUCUACCACAACCUGAAGAAUGUCAUCAAGGCCAAGUAUGGGAAGGACGCCACCAAUGUGGGAGAUGAGGGAGGCUUCGCCCCCAACAUCCUGGAAAACAACGAAGCUCUGGAGCUGCUGAAGACGGCAAUCGAGAAGGCCGGGUACCCCGACAAGAUCAUCAUCGGCAUGGAUGUGGCCGCCUCCGAGUUCUUCCGCAGUGGGAAGUACGAUCUGGACUUCAAGUCACCCGACGACCCGUCCAGACACAUCAGUGGAGAGCAGCUGGGAGAUCUGUACCGCAACUUCAUCAAGAACUACCCCGUUCAGUCCAUUGAGGAUCCCUUUGACCAGGACGACUGGGAGAACUGGUCCAAGUUCACCUCCUCUGUGGACAUCCAGAUCGUAGGAGAUGACCUGACGGUGACCAACCCCAAGAGGAUCCAGCAGGCGGUGGAAAAGAAGGCCUGCAACUGUCUGCUGCUCAAAGUCAACCAGAUCGGAUCAGUGACCGAGUCCAUCCAGGCGUGUAAGCUGGCUCAGAGCAGUGGUUGGGGUGUGAUGGUCAGCCAUCGUUCUGGAGAGACUGAGGACACCUUCAUCUCUGACCUGGUGGUCGGACUCUGCACUGGACAGAUUAAGACUGGCGCCCCCUGCAGGUCGGAGCGUUUGGCCAAAUACAAUCAGCUGAUGAGGAUCGAGGAGGAGCUGGGAGACAAGGCCAAGUUCGCCGGCAAAGACUACCGCCACCCGAAGAUCAACUAAGACCCCGCCCACCUUCCUGCCUGCCUACAAACUGACACCUGGCGACCCCUGAAGCCCCGCCCCUCCACAGCAGGGGCGGGGGGGAGGUCAGAGGUCACAGCGGGUCCGACCCGCCUCCUAAGCUGUAAUUCCAUGAACCAAGUUUUCUACAAACAGUGAAUAAAGAAUGAAACCACCUGA